AUGGCAGACUAUGAGAGAAUACGCUUAGUGGUGCUCGGCGGAGCUGGGGUCGGAAAAAGCGCUAUCAUCAGGCGGCUUCUCGGUCAAGGUUUCACCGAAAGAUACAGACCUACUGUCGAGGAUCUUUAUUCGAGGGAGUGUAUCCUUGGGACGAUGACAUUCAAAGUCGAUCUUUUGGACACCGCAGGUGAUUUACAAUUUCCAGCAAUGAGAAGACUAAGUAUAGCAACAGCACACGCAUUUUUAUUAGUUUACGCAGCAACAUCAUCCCCAAGUUUUGACUGUGUCAAGAUGGUCUUCGAAGAAGUUAGAGAACAGCGACCUGACUACCAAGAAGUGCCAAUAGUAGUAGCAGGGAAUAAAUUGGACUUGGCGUCGGUGAGACGUGAAGUACCAAUAGAGGACGUGAGCGAAUGGCUGUUCUGCGAGCUGCCAAAACUCCGUGCCAAAGUGAUGGAGUGUUCGGCUAAAGACGACUACAACAUCAAGGAACUUUUCAGGUGUUUUGUCACCCUGUCGAAAAUAAUCCCGAAAAACCCUACCGGGGAACUCGACGAGUCUGGCUUGAGGAGAAGGUGUUCCGCUUAUGGAUCCAGACGAUCCGGAAGCCCUAAUGGAAGAACCGGUAGCGCUGGUUCGGGGCCUACGCAACAGGUACUAGCCGCGCAAGGAACAAGUGUAGUCGCGGUUGCCGAAGAAGUAAAAAGCAAACCUCGCAGCAGGAGUCUGAUAAGACGCGCCUCCAGGAAGACAAAGCAGCAAAUCCGCGAGUCUCACGCCGACGAUUGUAAUAUUUCCUAA
Molecule: messenger RNA, 801 nt
Organism: Cotesia congregata
Lineage: Eukaryota; Metazoa; Arthropoda; Insecta; Hymenoptera; Braconidae
Source: the annotation of a GenBank genome assembly